Rhododendron vialii is the source of this 2353-nucleotide messenger RNA. RefSeq names its product VIN3-like protein 1. Gene Ontology annotation, molecular function: protein binding. Gene Ontology annotation, biological process: vernalization response; epigenetic regulation of gene expression. The transcript has 5 exons. The coding region runs from base 387 to 2165 and encodes 592 amino acids. The record is from RefSeq and is a predicted model, not a curated record. NCBI's taxonomy places the organism in Eukaryota, Viridiplantae, Streptophyta, Magnoliopsida, Ericales, Ericaceae.
CCCAAUUCCCCAAGCAAAUUCAACUACCAACGAAAUUUGGUCCAGAGCGCAAUAGAGGUGAGAGAGAGAUUCACAGAACCUCCGAAUCCCAAAACCCGCCGUCGUUCCCUUCACCGUAACCCUAGGCGCCUCCUCUGUCUCUCUCCUCGCAUUCUUCACAGGAGGGUGCCUUGAACAUGAACUUCCUUGACUCCAGAAAUCAGAAUCAUAGAUUUGGAACAUAAUUUCUUGCUAAAGUCUCUGGCUUCCAAAGUCUUUCUUUCAGUGUGCAAAGCACCCCAGAGAAAAAUGGAUGAUCUAAUGGUGCUUCAAGAAGUCCGGAACUCCUCCGAGUGUUUCUGAAAUCAGGACUGAAAAAGAAAUACACUGCUUCAUUUAUAUGCAAAAUGGCAGAACAACCUCCAAAGUCGAGUAAGAAAGUUUUGAGGAAUCACGAGCGAACAAAAGCAUCUUUUAGUCCCAAGGAUCAUCCUUCUUCUAGGAAACAUCAGAGAAAGGGGGAAAGCCCUGUUCUGAUUUCACCUCCUGCAGAGCAGUCUCAGGAUUUUGGAACUUCGAAUUCAUGGAUCUGUAAAAAUUCUGCAUGUAAAGCCAUUUUGUCCAUAGACGACACUUUCUGCAAGAGGUGCUCUUGUUGCAUCUGUCACUUGUUUGAUGACAACAAGGAUCCUAGUCUGUGGUUGGUAUGCACAUCUGAAUCUGGUAACCGAGACUCCUGUGGUUUAUCCUGUCAUAUUGAGUGUGCACUCCAACAUGGAAAGGUGGGGGUUGUUGAUCUUGGGCAAUUGAUGCAGCUUGAUGGGAGUUACUGCUGUGCUUCUUGUGGUAAAGUUUCGGGCAUACUUGGAUGUUGGAAGAAGCAACUGAAUGUAGCAAAGGAUGCUCGACGGGUCGAUGUCCUCUGUUAUAGGAUAUUCCUGAGUUACAGGCUCCUCAAUGGAACAUCCAGGUUUAAAGAACUGCAUAAACUCGUUAACGAUGCGAAAGCCAAAUUAGAAACAGAGGUUGGUCCAUUGAAUGGAGUUUCAGCCAAGAUGGCACGGGGCAUUGUUAGCAGACUUCCUAUUGCAGCUGAAGUGCAAAAACUGUGCUCUCUCGCAAUUGACAAAGCAGAUGAAUGGCUGGCCACUGUUUCUGACACAAACCCAAAUCACAGAGAGGGCUCACUUCCUGCGGCUUGCAGAUUCCAUUUUGAAGAAGUGACGUCUUCUUCGGUUGUGAUUGUUUUGUUAGAUUUACCUUCUAUAUCAAGCAGUGAUAUUAAGGGAUACAAGCUCUGGUACUGCAGGAGUAGAGACGAGACGCAUUCAAAAGAGCCUAUUUGUGCUUUUCCCAGAGUUCUGAGAAGGGUUUUGAUAUCAAAUCUGCAACCCUGCACUGAGUACUCUUUUCGGAUAAUUUCAUACACCGAUGAUGCCAAUUUAGGACAUUCUGAGGCAAAGUGUUUCACCAAGAGUGUGGAGAUAAUUCACAAGAAUCCCCAAACCAGAGCAAAUUCUAAUGCCAGGAGGGAACCUAAGACUCUGCCAGCCGUUGGAUCAACUUCUGGUUUCAAGGUCCGAGACCUUGGAAAGAUCCUACGGUUGGCAUGGGCUCAAGAACAAGGCGGCUUUGAGGGCUUUUCUGGCAUCGAUAUAGAGGAAUGCUGCGGAGCUUCUGAGGCAGCUAAUGAUCAUCUGCCACCCGUUUCACGUGAGCUCGACUUGAAUGUUGCUUCAGUGCCUGAUCUAAACGAAGACCUAACCCCUCCUUUUGAAUCUUCCAGGGAUGAUAAUCAAGCAAGAUCUCAUGGUAGCGGCGACUCUCAGAAUUGGACACAUGGUGCUACUGGUGAAGUGCCAGCUAUUGAUUUUUCGGGGAAACUAUGCACUCUGGGAAACGGGUCACCGUGCAGAAUGACCCACGAGUCGAGGGGCUUGGAUGAUAACUUAGAAUACUGUGUGAAGACGAUUCGACGGCUGGAAUGUGAAGGUCGUAUAAAACGGGAAUUCAGGAUUAAGUUGUUAACAUGGUUUGGCUUGAGAUCGACAGAGCAAGAACGAAGGGUGGUCAACACCUUCAUUCGGACUAUGAUCGAUGAUCCGAGUAGUUUAGCAGCACAACUAGUCGACACCUUUUCAGAUACUGUAUCCAACAAGAAGCCACGGAAUGGUUUAUGUAGUUAACUGUGGGAUUACACAUUAACUUAAGGCUUGUAUUAGAUUAGCUUCGUAAAAUCCCAUUUCCUUAUUCUUAAGCCGGGAGAAUAACUACUGUACUGCUGAUUGUUUUUUCUUAUUCUUUGUACAUUAAGUUAAUCACGCUAUUGGAAGUGAUUCAUUUAUAUUUGGGACGAUUCGGUCCCCUUCGAAAA